CUUCCCUCGAGGGGGACGAUCAGGAAAAGAUGCACAACUCUCGAUGCCUGGGCACUACCGAAGCAAGAAUCGACGAUCGCACCGGAAAAUGUUUGGACGAACAAAGAUAUGGAUCCUGUACCCAUCUCAGAUCAGACAUGGGGCAUUUGGACCUGGGUAGCNAUAGUAAGCCAAGCUGCCACCUAUAAUCUACACAUCACUGAUGCCGGAAGAAGUUGGGCUACCGACGUUAUCAACCUGGGCACCUGGGAGACUGCCAGCUCAAUCAUCCAAGUCGGGUUGACCUGGCGUGAUGCUAUACCCAUAAUGGCCGUCGGUACGCUCUGCGUUGCCAUACCUGUUGUCCUCAACGGUGCAAUGGGUGCCCACCUUCAUGUUCCGUUCAGUGUCAUCGUACGUUCUGGAUUUGGUUACUACUUCGCCUACUUUUGUAUUGCAUCACGAUGUAUCUUGGCCAUGUUCUGGCUGGGCAUACAGAGUGCGAAUGGUGCUCUCGCUAUGCAAAUCAUGAUCAUGGCGAUCUGGCCGUCGUUUGCUUCCUAUGACUGGAGUGGACCGAACAACACAAGUGGUGGUAUCAGCACUGCGGGCAUGAUAGCCUACUUCCUUUUCUGGAUCAUACAGCUUCCUUUGCUCUUAAUACCUCCCACUCGACUACGCUAUCUCUUUAUCGUCAAACUGAUCGCAGCUCCCGUCACAGCCAUCGCGACUCUUGGAUACAUGGUCCACAAAGCGGGUGGCAGCGGCGCAAUCUUCUCACAACCAGGCACAGUGACAGGAGAUACCAGAACAUACCUCUGGUUAAGCUGCAUGUCUUCUGUAACAGGAGUAUGGGCAACCCUCGCUGUAAACGUGGCAGACUUUUCUCGCUACGCCAAAGGUCGUGCAGAUGGCAAACCGAACCACGCACAAUAUGUUCAACUACCAGCGUUACCCAUACUAUUCACUCUAUGCGGUGUCCUUGGUGUCAUCACAACCUCGGCAUCCAAAGUGGUCUAUGGCGAGUUCUACUGGAANCCCUUGAACAUUGUGGAGCAAUGGCUCAAGAAUGGUCAUGCUGGAAGAGCGGCAGCUUUCUUUGCUGCAUUGAGUUGGUUUAUUGCUCAGGUGGGAACGAACAUUACUGGCAACUCUAUCUCUGCAGCUAACGACUUGUGUGUCAUGGCGCCGAAAUAUAUCAACAUUAGGCGCGGAUGCAUUAUUGCUGCUGUUGUGUCUUGUUGGGUUAUGGUGCCAUGGAAGAUUCUGUCUGAUGCGAAAACAUUCCUCAGCUUCAUGUCUGGGUACUCGGUGUUUCUUGCUCCUAUGGCUGGCAUCAUAGCAGCCGAUUACUGGCUCGUCAAGCGCCGUCACAUUGAUGUACCAGCUCUUUACAACCCACACGGGCGCUACAGAUACAUCUACGGUGUCAAUUGGCAAGGCUUAGUUGCAUUUCUCAUCGCCGUGUGUCCCAAUCUUCCGGGUCUUGCCAACUCGAUUAACGGCAUUUCCAUCUCUGCAGGAGCCAAACAUCUGUACUCAUUUGACUGGCUGUAUGGCUUUGUAUGUAGUGUCGUUGUUUACACUGUGCUGAGCAAGCUGUUCCCUGCGAAGGAGGCACUGAUAUCGGAGUCAAUAUAUUCUCUGGAAGUCGUGGAAGGCAAAGAAGCGAGUCCAGAUCGGGAUGUUCAAGGUGAGAGUAGAGGCGUGUUUGAGAAGAAUGGUAGAAAUGUUGAUGCUGUCGAUGUUGGCAAUGUUUUUCGAUGCUGGAUU
Molecule: messenger RNA, 1752 nt
Organism: Aureobasidium vineae
Lineage: Eukaryota; Fungi; Ascomycota; Dothideomycetes; Dothideales; Saccotheciaceae
Source: the annotation of a GenBank genome assembly